CGUGAAAGUUGCUGUUGAUAAAAUGGAUACUCCAGUAGUGGCCAGAUAUGUUUCAAUUUUAAAAAAUCCAAAGAAAAGCUUAUUUCAGAGUCCUGUGGACACUGGCAAGGAGAAUGAUUUGCCAGGAUUUUCAACACCUUUGGUACAUGCAUCAAUGAGCUCCCGUGUAAAUACUCAGAAAAGGAAUAGGAAACUUAGCUGGUCACCUGUAAAACGAACUCCUGUUAGGAGUCCGCCAAAGAAGAAAAGCAGAGAAGGAGCAUGGACUGAUGAUCAAGUUCGAAGUCUAAUUGAAUUUGUGGCUCUACAUAAAGAUUUGCAAACUUCUGACAGUGAAUGGCCAUCCAUGAGAUCAGAUCAUGUUUAUUGGAUAAAAGCAGCUGAAUAUGUUCAGAUGAUAGAUGGUUCCACUCGUAGUCCAACAUCAUGUAGAUCCAGGAUAGUGAAUAAACUCAGAUCAACUUAUUCAACUAUUUCAGAAGCUGAAGAUGCUUACAGUUGUGAUUAUGAGGACAUCAGGGAGUUAAAUGGUGACUCGGGAUUCCUGGAACCUGAUCAGAAUACCAGUAUAUCACCUGCAAUUGACGUCAUUGAAAAAGUGUUACUCAAGUCACUCAAAAGAUUAGAUGUUGAACAAUCAACAAAACUUGUUGAACAAUUCUUUAAGCAGAAUUCUGAGAUAAAUAAAAAAAUAUUUGCUAAACUCAUUAAUACCAGAGGACAUCUUAUUGGACAUAUUCGAUAAUAUUAACAUUACGGCAAGUCAAAGAAAUGAGGUGGUACUAAAAAACUUUGAUAAAGUAUCCCGUUCAGACAAACUAUGUCUUCUAGACACACGUUUCAAAACUGUAUGUGCUGAAAAUGGUAUAAAACAACCACCAGAGAAAUUCACAAGCCUAUCAAUCAAAUCAAUGGAUAUACUACAGAAAAAAGGGAAACCAAAUGUACUACUAGAUUUUGCCAGAUGUCUCGGCACCAACAGACCCGAUUCUGAUAGUCCACUUUUGCCAGUUGACAGGAUGCC
Mizuhopecten yessoensis (Yesso scallop) is the source of this 1024-nucleotide messenger RNA. RefSeq lists its product as uncharacterized. The record is from RefSeq and is a predicted model, not a curated record. The transcript is spliced from 4 exons. NCBI's taxonomy places the organism in Eukaryota, Metazoa, Mollusca, Bivalvia, Pectinida, Pectinidae. The coding region runs from base 23 to 745 and encodes 240 amino acids.